GUUCUUGUUAUCUGUAGGGCGCAACCGCGCGUAACUGCAUAAAGAUUGCCCCGCAGGAACACCGCCAGUAAUGGCCAAGUACAAACGCGCGUUCUUCGCAAAAGAGCGCUCCCGGCUCCCGCAUGAAGACUGUAUUGUUGCCUAGCUCCAAGUACCCACUCCGCAGACGUUACAAAGCUCAAUUCAUUCACCACUUCUACAUCGAGUUCUUGAAACUACUCACUGUCUAUCAUAAGUCCUACUCCGUGGUAGAUCAGAGCUCAAGAGGUUCAAUACACUGUUAUAUCUACGAGAAGGAAUCUGGGACAAGAUAAAGCGAGAUGGCGCCUCUCGACGACACCACGCCAGACAACCGGUUCGACAGUUUCAACGUUUUCAGGACGUCGUACAAGCAAGUUGACUACCAUGAUAUCGAGGUUGGCAUCCUUGUGCCUAAAGACAUAAAGCCAGGAAAAUGUCCAGUCAUGGUCAAAUUUCACGGUGGUGGUCUGAUCUCGGGAGACUGCCUCUACGCGGACUGGAUAGGCGCAUUCUUCAUUCCCUGGGUUCACCGCACCAACGCCAUCGUCGUGCUGCCCAAUUACCGUCUCAUCCCCGAACACAGCGGCGCCGAUAUCCUCGAAGACCUAAGCGACUUCUGGAAAUGGUUCAACGCAGGCGCCGUCGAUAAAUUCCUCAACUCCCAGCCGACAAUCAAGGACAGCGGCAUUAGUCUAGAUUACGGGCAGACUCUGGUAACAGGCGAUUCGGCAGGCGGCUACAUGGCCUUGAUGUCUGCACUCACACAACCUCGCGACAGCUUCAAGGCUGUUUUCGCGCAGUAUCCCAUGACGAACUAUCUGCGUUGCGAAAAGGUAGAUAUGUUCUUUGGUUACCCUGCUCCGCCUGAAUCUAUCAUCGCCCAGCAUCUCGCGGCCGUCAAGCCAGGUGCUAUCGUAACUUCGGGAACCCAGCCGGAGAGAAUGGGAUUGAGCUAUGCUUUGGCAGCGUACGGGCAUUAUCUCACAUACUUCGGGUCUGACGAGAAGAUGUGGCCGAUUGCGCUUGUGGAGGAGAAGAAGUGGCUGCCGCCGACGUGGAUUGUGCAUGGUGAUGCGGAUUCGGCGGUUAGUGUGGAGGAUAGUAAGAAGUUUGUAGAGAAAUGUAAGGGUUUAGAGGAGGGUGUGGAGGUUAGGCUGGAGGUUCGGUCUGGGCAGGAACAUGGCUUUGAUAUCGCAGCCAAGGAGGAUGAGGAGGCGUGGCUCAAAGAGGGCUUGGCGUGGGUGGAUGAGAAGUGGUUGCGCUCAUGAUGUUGGUAUUCGUGCCUACCUUGGUAUGAUCGGCUCAUUUCUCAAUUCCUGGCACAUGAACCUAACCUUUGUAGUUAUUGAAAAACAAAUAUAGCACAGGAAAUGAUUGAUGCAGCAUGUUCUACACGAACUAAGCUAUGCGGUGAUGGACUUUCGCGGAUGCGCUGCACGAAUAAUGUGCACUACCCAGCUACAGAGUACAGC
Alternaria rosae is the source of this 1493-nucleotide messenger RNA. RefSeq names its product Alpha/Beta hydrolase protein. The record is from RefSeq and is a predicted model, not a curated record. Gene Ontology annotation, molecular function: hydrolase activity. Bases 321 to 1289 code for a protein of 322 amino acids. NCBI's taxonomy places the organism in Eukaryota, Fungi, Ascomycota, Dothideomycetes, Pleosporales, Pleosporaceae. The transcript is spliced from 2 exons.